CGGAGGGCUCCUCUAGCCGCCCGGCUCGCUGGUGGCUCCGGCGCUGGCGGGGCGGAGGGCUCCUCUAGCCGCCCGGCUCGCUGGUGGCUCCGGCGCUGGCGGGGCGGAGGGCUCCUCUAGCCGCCCGGCUCGCUGGUGGCGCGGUUUCCGGAGCUGGCGCGUUGAAAAUUAUGGAUGAUAAGCUUAAUCCUGAAACCCAAAAUGAGAAUUCAGAAGUUCUCUUCUCCUUUGGAGUCAUAGCAGAUAUUCAAUAUGCUGAUUUAGAAGAUGGCUAUAAUUUCUACAGAAACAGACGGAGAUACUACAGACAGAGUCUUCUUCACUUACAGAGUGCUAUUGACCACUGGAAUAAAGAAAGCAGCACACCAUGUUGUGUACUUCAGCUUGGCGACAUCAUUGAUGGAUAUAAUGCACAGUUUAAUGCAUCAGAAAGCUCAUUAGAACUCGUUAUGAACACAUUCCAAACGCUGAAAGUUCCUGUUCACCACACGUGGGGAAAUCAUGAAUUCUAUAACUUUAGCAGAGACUAUUUAACAAACUCUAAACUUAACACAAAGUUUCUAGAAGACCACAUUGAACAACAUCCUGAGACUGUGCCCUCAGAAAAUUAUUAUGCUUAUCAUUUUGUACCAUUCCCAAAAUUCCGGUUCAUUUUACUUGAUAGUUAUGACUUAAGUAUUCUGGGUGUGGAGCCAUCUUCUCCAAAGUAUCAGCAAUGUCUGAAGAUACUGAAGGAGCACAACCCAAAUACAGAAUUGAAUAGUCCUCAAGGACUUACUGAGACCCAGUUUGUCCAGUUCAAUGGUGGAUUCAGCCAAGAGCAGCUUAAGUGGUUGAAUGACGUUCUUACGUUCUCUGACACAAAUCAAGAAAAGGUAGUCAUUGUCAGCCACAUUCCCAUUUAUCCAGAGGCCUCCGAUACCGUGUGCCUGGCCUGGAAUUACAGAGAUGCCCUAGAAGUGAUUCAGUCUCACACAUCCGUGGUGUGUGUUUUUGCGGGUCAUACUCAUGAUGGUGGCUACUCUGUGGAUCCUUGUGGUGUGCACCAUGUCGACUUAGAAGGGGUUAUUGAAACAGCUCCAGACAGCCAGGCUUUUGGUACAGUCUAUGUUUAUUCUGACAAAAUGAUAUUAAAAGGGAAAGGCAGGGUUCCAGACAGAAUUAUGAAUUAUAAGAAGGAAAAUGGUCCUGAUUUCAUUGUUAACUAAUCUUUUUUAUAUAGCAAAAUGUAUUUUUGGUCACCGUGAAUUAGCUCAUAAAAUAUUCUGAAAUGACAUUUUUUGAUAAUGUAUCCAGUGCCGAAUAUUAGAAGCAAAAUGACUGAAAGUGGCAUGAAUAAAUCAGCAGGGAAGGGAAGCUGUGAGGUGGGACAGGGACCAGUCUUCAAAAUUAAAAAUGUUCUUUUAA
Sorex araneus (European shrew) is the source of this 1407-nucleotide messenger RNA. RefSeq names its product ADP-ribose/CDP-alcohol diphosphatase, manganese dependent (gene ADPRM). The record is from RefSeq and is a predicted model, not a curated record. NCBI's taxonomy places the organism in Eukaryota, Metazoa, Chordata, Mammalia, Eulipotyphla, Soricidae. The transcript has 4 exons. Gene Ontology annotation, molecular function: manganese ion binding; 2',3'-cyclic-nucleotide 2'-phosphodiesterase activity; CDP-glycerol diphosphatase activity. Bases 171 to 1208 code for a protein of 345 amino acids.